CGAUCCCCUGUUUCUGCACAAUUCCGACCAUCCAGGGAUGGUUCUCACUACGACGAAGCUAACAGGAAUGAAUUUCAUUCCAUGGAGCCGAUCAAUCAAGAUAGCCUUGAUCUCCUAGAUGAAGAUAGGAUUCAUCAAUGGAAAAUGCAGAAAACCAGAUCCAGAUGAUCCAAGCUAUGCGCAGUGGGAGCGCUGUGACAACAUGGUCUUCAGCUGGAUUCUAAAUUCAAUACAAUCAGAUCUAGCAGAAGCCUUUCUAUAUGCGACAUCAUCUGAAGAACUAUGGAAUGAGCUGGAAGAGAGAUUCGGUGAAAGCAAUGGACCUCUGAUUUAUCAAAUCGAGAAGAAGAUCACAGAUAUAAGACAGAAUAAUGAUUCUGUUGGUGCGUAUUUCACCAAACUCAAGAAGCUUUGGGACGAGUUGGCUAAUGUAACUGAUCCAGCAGUUUGUGAAUGCAAUGGAUGCACAUGUGACGCCAAGAAGAAAUUGGCAGAGGCUGAACAGAAACGAAGACUGAUCAAGUUUCUGAUGGGCCUCAAUGAAGGUUUUGACACCAUCAGAGGCCAGAUAAUGCUCAUUGAACCUUUGCCAACAGCCACGUAUGCUGGGACUGAUAACAUUGAUUCUCACAAUAUGGCCUUGUAUGCUGGGAAAGGACCUGGCCAGAGGCAAAAUGGAUACAAUAAGACAGAUCCAAGGAAGAACAGAAGAAUGUGUGAAUACUGUAAGGAACCUGGACAUUUCAAGGAUCAAUGCUUCAAAUUGAUUGGAUAUCCUGAGUGGUUUAAAGGUCCAAAAGGUAAGAAGGGACAAAAUUCAAAUGGAGGCACCAAGUUUGCAGCACACACCACAACACAAACUCAAGAAAUGCAGUAUGACACACCUCUGGAAGACAUGGGCAGUCAGAAGGGAGAAGGACACAUUGUUCAGAAUAAUCCUAUGUUUAUCCAACAUGUGGCUCAAAAAAUGAUGAGGAUGAUGUCUGAUAGAUCUUCUACUUCUGCAGAGAACGCUACUCUGAAUGCAUAUGCUCAUCUUGCAGGUAAGUUUUGUACCAUAGCCUCUAUUGUGUUGGAUUCACAUAGUGCUGAAAUUUGUUGUGUUGGGAGGAACAUAGUUGAUUGGAUUGUGCAUACUAGAGCUUCAAACCACAUGACUCCUUUUGAAGAUAUCUUGUUUGAUGUUUACGAAUUGCCUAAACCUAUAACAGUUACUCUGCCUGAUGGUAACCACAAGGCUGUAAACAAAGCAGGAAAGGUGGUUUUGUCUAGUAGUCUGAUUCUGAUGGAUGUCCUUUAUGUUCCUGAUUUUCGAUUCAGCUUAAUAUCUGUAAGCAAAGUGAUUGAUACUCAAAGGGUCAAUGCAGUGUUUCUAGCUGAUGAAUGUGUAUUUCAGGACCCUUCAACUAAGCAAAUCAUGGCAACUGCACCCAGAAGUCAUGGCUUGUACAAGAUGAGGAUAGAACACAAGGACAAUACUGAGUUCAAGAAACAUGGAAUGACUGCCAACACUUACACUCUUGAAUUGCUACAUGAUAGAUUAGGACAUACAUCCAUGUCUAAAAUGAAACAUAUAUCUGGUUGUAGUGUUGAUGAUCAACACAAGUCCAUUUUGAUCCCAAGGACACUUCUAGCUGCCUGCCAGUACCAGAAGUUGAAGAAGAUACACAAAAUCCUGUGUGUGCAGAUAAUCUGAGCAUGCAUUCUGAGAAUGCUCAAGUUCCUCAGCCAACACACUCAAAAGAAGUGCAUCCCAAUAAUAUACCAACAACCAUCAUUAAUGAUGAUGUUGUUUCUCAGCAGGUCAGAAGAUCAUCCAGAAUUAGUGCACCUCCUAUUUGGAUGAAAGACUAUGUUCAACCUGCAGUAAAGAAGGUGGCAUCAG
Molecule: messenger RNA, 1885 nt
Organism: Cuscuta campestris
Lineage: Eukaryota; Viridiplantae; Streptophyta; Magnoliopsida; Solanales; Convolvulaceae
Source: the annotation of a GenBank genome assembly